CCGGUAUUUUGGGGGACGACAGACGCCCACGAGACGCCCACUUUUUACUCUUUAUCAUCAACUCGACAGGACCAUCCCUGCUCUACUCGCCAUUCCAAGAUUUUCUAAGACGACAGAGUAUCUUGUGCAUUUGUUGAAGUUUCUCAGCGACCGCUUCCAGAACGCACCCUCGAGCUUACUUGAAGUAUGAAACGCGGUACAUGAAAGUUCAUCCAAGAGUAAAUGAAUGAUGAUGUGUUGGCAUUGGAUUGUGCUCCGAGCUGAGGGGCGUGCAGUAGAUGAAGUUGGACUGGGGAGGCGCAAUUACCGCAAACAUGAUCGAAGGACCUUACCAACAACUUGGCGCUUUCUCACCAACGUUGAAAUCGAUCGCUCAGUACGGGAUUCUGUUUCUCUCCAUCAUAACUGGAUUCUCUUCACCUCCAAGGGCACUCAUUAACAGUAACUGUGACUCGAAAACUGGAUUUAACCUCAACUCUGUUGCUUCCUGAGGCUUUACGCCCACGACCAGCCAGGCUACCUCGUCAAUCAACCGCAUAUAUCUGUGUAGUUGGAGGUAAUGGUCUGUAAUGGUCGAAUAUCACAGGACAUGUGAUGUCACAGCCACGCGAUUGCCUCCAGUUGUUCGUGGAGGCAAAUCCUCGAGGGUGUCGUGCGCUUUUGACUUGUCGACUACGACGACCAUCGUCGCCUCAAUGCCUCAAAAAGUUGCGGACGCAGCUAAUAUCGCCCCGUAUCUUACUCAUGUUGUGACCCAUCAUGGGCAAUUGUCUCUGAUUCCACCUGACAAUGCUGGUCGGAUGCGCCAACAGAAGCAGAAACCCAGGAGUAUCAACCCGGACGAUGAUAUUCGAUUCAAUACCGGUCCCAAGUUUUACAAGGUUUUGCCAGCGUCUAGUCGAGGAAGCGAAGGACGAUCACAGUCUCGCCCGAACCGUCGUGAUAGAGGAAGGCCAACUGUUAGAGAUGUUAGAGAGAAUGACUCUGUCGAUGACGAAGACAUUCCAAAUUAUCCCCCACCUUCGUUUGAUGAGGCAAUAUCUAGCCCCCCCAUAUCCGUUUGUCCGAGUACUGUAACCUUCACAACUUCCAGCACUCGAUAUCACCCACCUUCAGCGAGUGCGUCAUCAGCUCCGACAUCGGAGCCUGCUUCGUCAGCCAUCACGGACGACUCUUCAGACCCUGAUUCUGAUAGUGAUGUUUACGUAGUCGCAUCUUCUCGUUCUAGUCCUUGUGAACCCUUCACGGACGAUUUUUCUGGGGAAGAUUGUCGAAGUCCAACACCGAGCCCAGUCUUAGUUGACGAAGAAGAUGACGAUCGCGAUUCUCGCACUGCGGUUACUCCCGUUGGUAACAAGCAACAGGGGAGAAGGAAGCUCUCGCUAUCACCACUACGUACUCUCUUUCCUUUAAAAUCCUCCAAUACGCCCCAGCGAGCUCUUUCGGCUCACCCAUACUCCCAGUCUCGCAAUCCUUCUCCCUUCUUCAGGAGUACUACCUCCCUUACGACUUUCGGUUCAGCGACACCUACAUCCGCUGGUAACAAGGGAAAGGAAAAAGAUAUCAAGGGAGAAGACUUUGACUCCGAGUGGGAGUUUGUAGGACGUCCGACCAGUCUCAUUCUGAAUCCGGAAUUGGCGAUGUCAGCUCCUUCGCCCACUCCCGCCCCCAUUACUCGGUCACCUCCAAAAACCCAGAUAUCUAGAACGCCAUUUCCUGGUGUCACUCCAGCUCCAGCUCCAGCCUCUACUCCUACUCUUGUAGACAAGAAAACUCCGUUCCUCAAGCCCAAGCCCAAGAAACCUAGGCGGCGAGACACCGCCCCAUCACCGCUGAGCUCAUCACCAAGUACUUCGACGAUAGCAGCCGAAGCGGGCCCAGUCGUGACGACGGUUCGCACUCGCCGAACGCAACUAUCGCCCGUUCCCCAGAAAGGCCCAAAGCCAGCGUCACCUUUACGAUCAGAAACUUGGAAUGACGUUUCGGAGACUGAAGUUGCUCAACAAGCUAUUCUCCAAAGAGCUACUAACACUCCUUUACCGAAUACUCCUACCGAGAAAGCAGUAGCCGAAACUUUUCAUGAUCAAGAUAUACCUCCCACCCCACCCCCUCCAGCUACUAGCGUGAAUCAUGCAUGUACUGAUGGCGCUGACAUCGUACCUCAUGGCAUAUCGGUGCCAGGGGAAACUCCCUUCAGUCGACAAGUAUCACGUCCGUUCUCCGAUUGUCGCUCAGGGAAUCCCAGUUUUGAGGUCCAGUCCAAGCAUCCCGGUGAACACAUACACGAGUUUACCAGUGCAGCUCGUCCUGUUGUGUAUCACAUCGAUACUCGGAAGCCCUCUUUGUCUUACAGACCCCCGUCUUCUCCGAUCUCUACAACGCCAUCGUCUGCUAGCACACAUACGAUAACACCCACACAUACACCUACACAGACCCAGUUCAGCCAUCACUACCCUGGCAGACCACUUCCAAGGCCGCCGCCUUCCUCCAAUCGUGCGAUCGUCGAUUCUACAUAUGCCGGAUCUAUAACCGAAGGGACUUGUUCAUCGCGAAACAAAUGCCCAGAAGGUUUGCUGAUCGAUUUUGGUGAACCUGUUCAUGAGCAUGGCUCACCCGUCGAUUCUGAGCCCACACCUGCCUUGUUGCUUCAGCGGACACACGAUAGCAACGGAGGUAGUCCAUCGUCCAAAGCCCCAGCGACGAUUAGUCGCCCACUCAACUCUAAUGACACCGUCCGCUAUCGUUUCGGUAGCUCUGACGAAUUCGCAAACAGAAACAGGACGGAGUCAUCGGCACGUGCUGCAAGUGUCACCGAACCGAACCCCAAUGGGGGCUAUUCUCACUUCACAGAUUUGGACCGUUUGGUUUCUAGGCUGGACGAGACUGAGCUGCGCAACGGAUCCAGUUAUGAGACAUUACUGACGUUAUCUGAGUUCAUGGGCCCAGCCUCCCCACCUUCGUUGACCCGCAAUCUCAAUACACAAACGGCCAAAAUAGCUCCCGUUCCUCUCUCGGAGUCUUCUGCCCCGUUGUUAGGUCGUAUCUCCGUUGAUCGGCGUCGGGUUACUAAAGAUGGCCGAGUUAGAGUCAAGUUAAUCCUGCUGGAGUGCGGAGUAGACAAGUGCGGGAUAUGUUUUAUACAAUUUAAAGAGGGUGAUCAUGCUGCUAUGAGUAGCAGUGUAUGCCGACACGCGUACCAUGAAGCCUGUUUGAGGAGGUGGCUCUCUGGAGACUCCAAGACCUGUCCGGGCUGUAGAAUCAAGAUUGGCGCCAUUCAGAGCUGUUGAUUUGGUUCCCAUUGUCAAUAUGACUCUUCUGGACUCGUUUGAAGCCCUUUUAGCUUGUCUCGUUGGUAUUCCGGUGUACCGUGUACGGACUGUGAAGGCUGUGCUUUUUACCCUUUCCGGCUUUUUCCCCUCCUUUUUUUCUCUACAGCGACGCUGGCUGCCGCAUUUCCUUUGUUUCUGGGCUUCAUUUCCACGUAGCAUCACUAGCGUUUUUCACUCUAGUAUACCUUUCGCAAGGGACCUAGCUUUCCGUCUUUACAUGGACGAUCGUACUUAGUGGUAUACAUAGAUCUAUAUCAGUAGCUGUCGAGAGCAAUCUGUGCUAAUUAUAUGUGACAUGUAUCACAGCAUCUCAAA
Messenger RNA from Marasmius oreades (fairy-ring Marasmius), 3644 nucleotides. RefSeq lists its product as uncharacterized. The record is from RefSeq and is a predicted model, not a curated record. The transcript is spliced from 4 exons. Lineage: Eukaryota; Fungi; Basidiomycota; Agaricomycetes; Agaricales; Marasmiaceae. The coding region runs from base 570 to 3287 and encodes 905 amino acids.